AUGAUCGAAAUAAUACUUAAUGAUAGAUUAGGAAAAAAAAUUAGAGUAAAAUGCAACCCUGAUGAUACAAUCGGAGAUUUAAAAAAACUUGUAGCUGCUCAAACAGGAACGCGAGCCGAUAAAAUAAGAAUUCAAAAAUGGUACACCAUUUAUAAGGAUCACAUAACAUUACAAGAUUAUGAAAUUAAGGACGGAAUGAGUUUGGAGUUAUAUUACAAUUAA
This is a messenger RNA of Plasmodium berghei ANKA, 222 nucleotides long. Its product is annotated as ubiquitin-like modifier HUB1, putative. Gene Ontology annotation, biological process: mRNA splicing, via spliceosome; protein modification process. Gene Ontology annotation, cellular component: nucleus; cytoplasm. The transcript has 2 exons. Lineage: Eukaryota; Apicomplexa; Aconoidasida; Haemosporida; Plasmodiidae. The coding region runs from base 1 to 222 and encodes 73 amino acids. The record is from RefSeq and is a predicted model, not a curated record. Gene Ontology annotation, molecular function: protein binding; protein tag activity.